Molecule: messenger RNA, 1488 nt
Organism: Cinclus cinclus
Lineage: Eukaryota; Metazoa; Chordata; Aves; Passeriformes; Cinclidae
Product: cytochrome P450 2H1-like
Exons: 9
Coding region: 1-1488 (495 amino acids)
Biological process (GO): xenobiotic metabolic process
Cellular component (GO): intracellular membrane-bounded organelle; cytoplasm
Molecular function (GO): iron ion binding; oxidoreductase activity, acting on paired donors, with incorporation or reduction of molecular oxygen, reduced flavin or flavoprotein as one donor, and incorporation of one atom of oxygen; heme binding
Source: RefSeq, a predicted model, not a curated record
AUGGAGGCCCUGGGAGGGACCACUAUUUUCUUGUUGGUAUGCAUCUCAUGCCUUCUCUUUGCCACAUGGAGAAGCAGAUCUCAAAAAGGGAAGGAGCCUCCUGGUCCCACUGCAUUUCCCCUUGUUGGAAACCUGCUCCAGAUAAACCCAUGGAAUUUGCCUGAAAGCUUGAAAGAGCUCAGUGAGAAGUAUGGUCCUGUCUUCACGGUAUAUUUGGGCCCACAAAAGGUUGUGGUGCUGUAUGGCUAUGAUGUUGUAAAAGAAGCUCUGAUUGAUCAAGGAGAUGACUUCAGUGGAAGAGGCACUCUACCACUGAUUAAAAAACUCUUCCAAGGCACAGGCAUUGUGACCAGCAAUGGGGAGACCUGGAAGCAGCUGAGACGAUUUGCACUCACCACCCUACGGGAUUUUGGGAUGGGGAAAAAGGGCAUUGAGGAGCGGAUCCAGGAGGAAGCUCAUUUUCUGGUGGAGAGGCUCAAGAACACACAUGAGAGACCCCUCAACCCUGGCAAUUUCCUAGUCCAUGCUGUUUCCAACAUCAUCUGCUCCAUUGUCUUUGGGGACCGGUUUGACUAUGAGGAUGAGAAAUUUCUAGCUUUAAUUGAUUGGAUAGAGGAAAACAACAAUCUCCAGACCUCUAUACAAACACAGGUGUGUCUCUAUAAUUUCUUCCCAACUGUCAUGGAUUAUUUACCUGGACCUCAUCAAAAACUGAUAAAAAAUUUUGAAAAAGUUGAUAAAUUUACAACAGACAUCGUAAUGGAACACCUGAAAACCCUGGAUCCCAGUUGUCCUCGAGAUUUUAUUGAUUCUUUUCUUAAUAAAAUGGAACAGGAGAAAGGGAAUGAUGACUCAAAAUUCACCAUUGAGACCUUGAGCAGAACCACACUCGACUUGUUCCUUGCAGGAACAGGAACCACAAGCAUCACACUGAGAUUUGCAAUUCUGAUUCUCCAUAAAUACCCAGAGAUAGUAGAGAAAAUGCAAAAGGAGAUCGAUUCUGUGAUUGGCCGAGACCGAAGUCCCCGCAUGUCAGAUCGGAGCCAGAUGCCCUUUACAGAUGCUGUGAUCCAUGAAGUCCAGAGAUACAUUGAUUUCCUUCCUCUUAAUGUCCCACAUGCUGUAAUCAAAGACACCAAGUUCAGAGACUAUUUUAUCCCCAAGGACACUCUGAUAUUCCCUAUGCUGAGUUCUGUCCUGCAUGAUAGGAAGGAAUUUCCAAAUCCAGAAAAAUUUGACCCAGGACAUUUCUUGAACGCAAAUGGUACCUUUAAAAAGAGCGACUACUUCCUGCCAUUUUCUACAGGAAAACGUGUCUGUGCAGGAGAAGGUCUGGCCCGGAUGGAGAUAUUCAUAUUUUUAACAUCCAUCCUGCAGAACUUUACUUUGAAGCCUGUUAUGGAUCACAGAGACAUUGACAUUAGCCCAAUAAUCACCAGUCUGGCAAGUAUGCCUCGACCCUACAAGGUCUCUUUUGUUCCACGUUAG